AUGGACAACAGUGGCACCCGCUGUUCUCAGAAAUACAUUGUGAAAUCGGCACCUCCACAUCGCCUUGAUAACGAGCGCGCGAUCCUGAAAACACUUGGGCAUCAAUCUGGCGUUCGCAGGCUAGUCGAUGAUAUCCAAAACCCACCAUUGCUAGUUUUGCAAUAUUACGACGACAAUCUGUUGAAUUAUUGCCGGACUAAGAGUGUGGAGGGACGUGAGCUCAAGACCGUUGCCAAAACUGUUCUUCAAGCUCUCGCCGCCCUACACAACCAGGGGCUCGUCCAUACCGACGUCAAACCUGACAAUAUAUUCAUAAACUACUCUGACAACCCAAAGAUAAUCAGCGAGGUUGCUCUGGGUGACUUUGGCGAUACGUGCCAUGUUGGCCCAAACCCCGACCCCAACGAAGAUGGACAUAUCAUCGGUGCAGGAAUCUUUAGAAGCCCGGAAGCCAUGCUGAAUUUGCGCUGGGGGCCGCCAACGGACAUCUGGUCCUUUGGUGCUACUCUCAUCAGCUUAAUUUGGGGAAAGGGGUGGCACAUCUUCAAGCCCGAGAACGUCGACCUGGAGGACGAAAAAUAUCCGGUGUACAUCCUGAUUAAGCAGAUGAACUUUUUUGGGCCACUUCCGGACAAAUUUACGGAGAUCGCAGAUGAGGAAAGGGCGACCAUGGCAAUGCAGCUGAAGGGUUAUGUCGAAAGUAUGAGCAGUGCACAGCGGAAGCCAUUUGCUCGGGCGGAGGACGCUGUGCUCACCAAGGAGACUCGUGAAUUUCUCUGUAGGAUAAUGAAACUGGAUCCACGGGAUAGACCGACGGCGAAUCAGCUGCUGGAGGACGAAUGUCCCCGCCUCUAUGUGGUUGAAAAUAACGCAGGUGAUACUCCCACCAGAGUACGUUCCAUGACAGAUCCGCCAUCCCCAAAUGAAGGUGGCAUUAUUGUCAUUGACAUUGACAUCAUCACCGGUUGA
Histoplasma capsulatum G186AR is the source of this 969-nucleotide messenger RNA. RefSeq lists its product as uncharacterized. Gene Ontology annotation, biological process: protein phosphorylation. The transcript has 4 exons. The record is from RefSeq and is a predicted model, not a curated record. Gene Ontology annotation, molecular function: ATP binding; protein kinase activity. Lineage: Eukaryota; Fungi; Ascomycota; Eurotiomycetes; Onygenales; Ajellomycetaceae. Bases 1 to 969 code for a protein of 322 amino acids.